AUGGGCCUAAAGAAGGUCGGCUGGGUGUUUGCGCAGUCCAACAAGCAGCGGGACUACAUCAUCAGCGGCGCAGAGGUGGCGCAGAUGGCGGCGGUGCAGGGUGAGCUGGGGGAGCACAGUGUCACAGUGGUGGUGUCGUUCGACCCAAACGAACAGGGCGGCCACGUGCACUUUGAGGCGUUCCAGUGCAGCGCACAGGCGGUGGAGCUGUCCCGCACCGGCUGGAUCAAGGGGGAGGCGCCGGCAGAGGGCGGCGGGCCGAGCGGCGCGGUGGAGAUCGUCAAUCCAACAGAGCCCGAUUUCAAAGAACCCGCGAUCGUGGCAGGCAAGGACGCCACCGUGGUUGACAGCGACUGGUUCCUGUGUCCCCUGAAGAUCCUGGAUCACGAGGGGCCCUUCAUGGCGGCGUUCCCUGUGGAAAACAGGCUCAUCCCCCAGACCAAGGGCGACCUGCGGGACCACCUGCGGCGCCAUUCCUCGAAACCCUACGAGGCCCGCCUGGCGGACAUGCACCUGCUGCUGUGGCUGACAAAGCAGCCCAAUAUGGACCCCGCCGACAUGCUGCCCGUGUGCGAGGCGGUGCGGGCGCGGCAGCCGCUGCUGGAGGGAUACCGGGUCAUCAUCGACUCGAUCGCGGGCCUGGGGUGA
Messenger RNA from Monoraphidium neglectum, 648 nucleotides. Its product is annotated as NPL4-like protein 1. Gene Ontology annotation, cellular component: nucleus. The record is from RefSeq and is a predicted model, not a curated record. Gene Ontology annotation, molecular function: ubiquitin protein ligase binding; ubiquitin binding. Gene Ontology annotation, biological process: ubiquitin-dependent protein catabolic process. The transcript is spliced from 5 exons. Lineage: Eukaryota; Viridiplantae; Chlorophyta; Chlorophyceae; Sphaeropleales; Selenastraceae. The coding region runs from base 1 to 648 and encodes 215 amino acids.